Molecule: messenger RNA, 2391 nt
Organism: Zingiber officinale
Lineage: Eukaryota; Viridiplantae; Streptophyta; Magnoliopsida; Zingiberales; Zingiberaceae
Product: primary amine oxidase 1-like
Exons: 5
Biological process (GO): amine metabolic process
Molecular function (GO): primary methylamine oxidase activity; quinone binding; copper ion binding
Source: RefSeq, a predicted model, not a curated record
AUACGACAAUCUAUCCCGAUUAAUCUAUCCCUAUUAAUAUAUAUAAAGGGAGGACCCGCCUCGGGGGCGAAGCAUGUCUAUUGUCUAUUUCUCUGCUACCAUUUCUUUUUUAUCUCACUGUCGCUGAUGGUGAGGUCUCGAAUGGCUUCCAUGCUCUCCAUCUCUGUCCUCCUCCUCCUCCUCCUCUCAUGGUUUACCCCGAUCUCUUCGCACCCUCUCGAUCCCCUUACUCCUGCAGAGAUCGCCACUGUCCGCCGCGUCAUCCUUUCCUCCCCCAUCGCCGUCUCAUCCGCCUCCUUUGCCUUCCACUAUGUGGGUCUCGACGAGCCAGACAAGGCCCAAGUCCUCUCAUGGCUCCACCGCCGCCCUCCCCGACGCGCCCUCGUGCUGGCUCGCGCCGACAGCGAGACACACGAGCUCGUCGUCGACGUCGGCCUCGCCGCCCUCAUCUCGGAUCGGGUCCACCGGGGGGCCGGAUUCCCCAUCCUAACCCUAGAAGAGCAGGCGGCGGCGGUGUCGCUGCCACUGAGCUAUCCCCCUUUCGUGGAGUCCGUAAGGAGGCGGGGGGUGGCGCUGGCCGACGUCGUGUGCUCGACCUUCACGAAAGGGUGGUUCGGGGAGGCGGGCCGGGCGCGGCGACGCCUCGUGGUGGCCUGCUUCGUGGCGGGCGAGACCGUCAACCUGUACGUGCGGCCGAUCGAGGGGGUCACGGUGCUGGUUGACCUGGACGAGAUGCGGAUCGUCGAGUAUAGGGAUCGGGUGGCGCCGCCGGUGCCCAAAGCGGAGGGGACCGACUAUCGCGCGUCGACCAAAAACCUGCCGUGGUCGAAGCCUGGCGCGGUGUUGCAGCCGGCCGGGAAGGGCUUCCAAGUGGACGGCCACUUCAUCAGGUGGUCCAAUUGGGAGUUCCAUCUGAGCUACGACGCCCGUGCCGGUCUCAUCGUCUCCCUCGCCUCCGUCCACGACGCCCAGAAGAGCACUAGCCGGCGUGUACUCUAUCGUGGCUUCGUGUCGGAAUUGUUCGUGCCGUACAUGGACCCUGUGGAGGAAUGGUACUUCCGGACCUUCUUCGACUCCGGCGAGUAUGGGUUCGGCCUCUGGGCGUCUCCCCUCCAGCCGGCGGCUGAUUGCCCUGCGAACGCCGAGUAUAUUGACGGCUACUACGCCGGGCAGGACGGGAAGCCAGUCAAGCUGCCCCAGGUGUUCUGUAUCUUCGAACGGAACAGUGGAGACGUUGCGUGGCGGCACACCGAGUUCGGAUUUCCAGGCCAACUGAUUAGGGAGGUGGAGCCGGAGGUGAGCCUGGUGGUGAGGAUGGUGGCGGCGCUCGGGAACUAUGACUACGUCACAGAUUGGGAAUUCAAGGCCAGUGGCUCGAUCAAAGUUGUGGUCUCACUAACCGGCAUACUCGAGGUGAAGGGCACAAACUACACGCACGCCGAUCAAAUCCCCGCCGGCCUUGACCCGCACGGCUCUCUUCUAGCCGAGAACACCAUGGCUAUCUACCACGACCACUUCAUCACUUACCACCUCGACCUCGACAUUGACGGCUCCAACAACACCUUCGUCAAGUCCAAGCUGAAGCCCACCAGGGUCACCGGUGGAAGCGUGCCUCGUCGGAGCUACUGGACCGUCGUCAGGGAGGAGGCCAAGACGGAGGCCGACGCUCGGGUGGAGAUGGGAUCUGUUCCGGCGGAGUUGCUAGUCGUCAAUCCGAACAAGAAGACCAAGAUGGGCAAUGCGGUGGGGUACCGGCUCAUCAGCAACAGCGCACCGGCAGCCUCGCUGCUCGCAGACGACGACUACCCAGAGACGAGAGCAGGGUACUUGAAGAAGCAGGUGUGGGUGACUCCGUAUAACAAGUCGGAGAAGUGGGCGGCUGGGCUUUACGUCGACAACAGCAGAGGAGAUGACACUCUAGAAAUUUGGAGCCAGAGAAAUAGGACGAUCGAGAACACGGACAUCGUAUUGUGGCACACCAUCGGCUUCCAUCACAUCCCCUACCAGGAAGAUUUCCCGGUGAUGCCGUUGUUGAGCGGAGGAUUCGAGCUCCGGCCUUCCAACUUCUUCGAGAGCAACCCUUUGAUGAACUCAAGCGCGACAGGGCAAGUGUACACCACCUGCACUUGCAUCGCCUAAAACUCCACGCUCAACGAUUUUUUGCAGCUUGAUCGUUGCAGAGGUAGCAUUCGAACACGGGCAGGGGCUUCAAGAUUCAAUCAAGUUCAGAAGAGAUUUGAUCGAGCUGUGUGGAUAAUUGUGCUGUGGUAGGGUGUUUUUUAGCAUAUUAUAAUAAGUCUACAGCUGUCGGGUCAUAAGUGCAUCUUCAGCAGAUCUUUUAUUGGCGUUGUCUGACUGUCUUUGCGAGUCCAGCAUUAUUCGUUUGUCUUA